GACCUAACCUAACCAUUGUCUCUUACACACUACAUGUAGUGUUUUCUUUUAUUCGAUAAAAAAUGUUUACGUCUCAUACUAAUACACUGCUCUUGUUACCGCGCAGAUACCGGUACUGGUAUGGAUAUACGGCGGAGGUUACAUGUCCGGUACUUCGACAUUAGACAUCUACGACGGCGAUCUGCUGGCGGCCACUUUCGACGUGAUGAUCGCCUCCAUGCAGUACAGGCUCGGGGCAUUCGGUUCGUUGUAUUUAACGCCAGAGCUGCCAGAGGAUAGCGACGACGCGCCUGGCAAUAUGGGAUUAUGGGAUCAGGCGCUGGCUAUCAAGUGGAUCAAAGAAAAUGCAGCGGCUUUUGGCGCUGAUCCAGAGACAAUUACGUUGUUUGGCGAAUCGGCUGGUGGUGGAUCAGUGAGCGUGCACCUAAUAUCGCCGGAGACAAGAGGCAUGGUGAGACGUGGGAUCAUACAAUCUGGCACCGUGAAUGCACCUUGGAGCUAUAUGACUGGCGAACGGGCAGUGGACAUAGCAAAGAAGUUGUUGGACGAUUGCAAUUGCAAUUCGACGUCGUUGAAUAACAACCCGAUCGGCACCAUGUCGUGCAUGCGAUCUGUCGACGCAAGUACUAUAUCCAAAAAGCAGUGGAACAGCUAUUCCGGUAUUUUGGGUUUCCCAUCUGCGCCCACCGUGGACGGGAUUCUCCUGCCAGAACACCCGCUAGACAUGUUGGCUAAGGCGAACUUUUCGGACAUCGACAUACUCAUUGGAAGCAAUCUGAACGAAGGUAAUUUUUUUUUUUUGCUUAGUUUUGCUUAAAACCAAAUUAUAUUUAAAAACUUAA
Messenger RNA from Acyrthosiphon pisum (pea aphid), 842 nucleotides. RefSeq names its product acetylcholinesterase-like. Gene Ontology annotation, molecular function: acetylcholinesterase activity. The record is from RefSeq and is a predicted model, not a curated record. The transcript has 2 exons. Bases 143 to 817 code for a protein of 224 amino acids. Lineage: Eukaryota; Metazoa; Arthropoda; Insecta; Hemiptera; Aphididae. Gene Ontology annotation, cellular component: plasma membrane. Gene Ontology annotation, biological process: acetylcholine catabolic process; choline metabolic process.